CUGCUCUUGCCUCAGCUUGAUGUGUACUCCAUGCCUGGGCCCCUGUCCCAAGGUCUGCCACCUCCUGGAAGGUGAGAAGACCAUUGACUCGGUGACAUCUGCCCAGGAGCUCCGAGGCUGCACGGUCAUCAACGGGAGCCUGAUCAUCAACAUUCGAGGGGGCAACAACCUGGCAGCUGAGCUAGAGGCCAACCUUGGACUCAUUGAAGAAAUUUCAGGAUAUCUGAAAAUCCGCCGAUCCUAUGCUCUUGUGUCACUUUCCUUCUUCCGGAAGUUACGUCUGAUUCGGGGAGAGACCUUGGAAAUUGGAAACUACUCUUUCUAUGCCUUGGACAACCAGAACCUAAGGCAGCUAUGGGACUGGAGCAAACACAACCUCACCAUCACUCAGGGGAAGCUCUUCUUCCACUAUAAUCCCAAACUCUGCUUGUCUGAAAUUCACAAGAUGGAGGAGGUUUCGGGAACCAAGGGGCGCCAGGAGAGGAACGACAUCGCCCUGAAGACCAACGGGGACCAGGCGUCCUGUAAGUGGCAAUGCCCUGGUCCUUCCAGCCUGUGGACCAGAUAAUGUGGCU
Molecule: messenger RNA, 575 nt
Organism: Ceratotherium simum simum (southern white rhinoceros)
Lineage: Eukaryota; Metazoa; Chordata; Mammalia; Perissodactyla; Rhinocerotidae
Source: RefSeq, a predicted model, not a curated record